Fonsecaea pedrosoi CBS 271.37 is the source of this 2235-nucleotide messenger RNA. RefSeq lists its product as uncharacterized. The record is from RefSeq and is a predicted model, not a curated record. Bases 1 to 2235 code for a protein of 744 amino acids. Gene Ontology annotation, molecular function: protein binding. NCBI's taxonomy places the organism in Eukaryota, Fungi, Ascomycota, Eurotiomycetes, Chaetothyriales, Herpotrichiellaceae. The transcript has a single exon.
AUGAGCUCGUGUGGACCAUGCAGGCCCGUCUCUCUGCUACCUGCCCACGACUAUGUCCCACUUCUCACUCUUCAAACCCAAGCAUUGGCCGCAGAGCUGCGAGAUCUAUUCUUUGAGACGAUUCAGUUCAACUCUAGAACUGCCGUCGAGAUCUUUGUUGAUGCUCUCGACGAGUGCAAGGAAGAGGAGGUUCGCACCAUCAUCGCUGCCUUUGAAAGAUGUGCAGCCGAAAGCAUGGCUAAGGGGUCUCGAAAUCUCAAGAUCUGUUGGUCUAGCCGACACUAUCCUCACAUCAGCAUCAUCAACGGAUUCGAGAUCAGAGUCGAAAAGGAGAAUCUUGGAGAUAUAUCCCUCUAUGUCCACCAUCACAUGGCCAGAUCAGAACGCCAACAAUCAUUCCAGACUUUGGAAAAAGGGAUUGUUGAAAAGUCCAACGGCGUGUUCCUUUGGGCAGUCCUCGUCGUCCACAGAAUAUGUAAACUUGCCGACAAAGGUCUUCCCGUUGCCCGAAUCGAGAAAGUCAUCCACGAACUGCCAUCAGAGCUGAGCAAGCUCUAUUCCGAGAUCUUCUCGACACUCGACCCAGAGUUGGCAGAAGAUAGUGCCAACCUGAUGUACCUUGUAUUGUACGCAGGCCGACCCCUUGAUACCGAUGAGCUUCGGAUCGGACUCGAGUUUAUGAGAAGUACCUAUCCUUCUUCACUAGAAGGCUUUGCAAAUUUGUCAGAGCAGGUGUCUUACUUUGGGAACUUUGUUACUGGACUUUCUGGAGGACUUCUUGAGGUAAUCGACUCUGGCGUUCCUGUAGGGCCCCAAGGUCCUGAUCUGGAGGAGUCAUUCAGAGUCAAGGACUUCCCGUUUAGAAGGCAAUCGGGGUCUCGAUCCGAUUCUCGAGAGCGAUGGCAUAGCGCCAUGGCGCAAGUGAAUUCGAAGCGCCCAAUAGCUGACAGACAGAAUAUGUCCCCCGAUGUGGAAACGAGAUGCAUCGUCCAGGUAAUCCACGAAACAGUCCAGGACUACUUGAUGAAAGACGGCUUGUGUCAUCUCCCCGGAAGAUCCUCGCCUGUGCCAAUGGAUUUUCGUGCAGGCUACCUUCAUCUCUAUCAAAUGUGCAGUCGUCUAAUGGCGACCGAUGAGUUGAGCUGUGUUCUUUCGGGAUCGCAAUGCACGUCGUUACUUGGCUCGACUCCAGCUCUUGUCAAGUUAGGUUGGCGAUGGUUGGGCACAACGAUCGUCCACUACGUGAUGGCAUAUGCUUUCUUGCACUUGAGUAACUCCCAAUUCUUCGACGCGGCUGAUCAGUGUGGACCUCAAUGGGCCGUUCUCCGCCCAAUUCUUCAACGGAACAUGCAUCCAGCCGCGAUCAGGGAGACCAUCUUCCGAUGGGAAUGUAUUCGAGCGUACGACAUGGCGGACAGCCGGAGUAAGCUCCCAUUGAAAUUUUCAGAUUACUUCGAGACCAUUGAUAGAGACUUGUACCCUAUUCUAGAGGCAACGAGUCUCAGGUUGGCAGAUUUCGAAUUCUGCGUCGCCCUGGGGCAUGUGGCUCUCCUGGCCCUUCACCGGCACGGAUACGCUUUUACGUGGAAAAGCCUGGUUGAGGUUAUCUGCGCAGCAGCACAUCAUGGGACUGUGGAGGAACUGGGUGUCCUCUUGCGAACCUCCAACAACAAGCAUUUAGGCUGGGAUGGAGGGAUACGGCCACUCUUGAUGGCAAUCCAAUCACGCCGAGUGACGGCUGUGGAGAUGUUACUGACCAAUGGCGCCGUCGUCAACACCUCCAGCAAAGCGAAAGGGACCCCUCUGUUUCUGGCUAUCGAGUCUGGUGAUAUCUCGAUAGUUCUCACGCUGCUCAAACACGGUGCCAGCGUAACUCGGUCGACUGACGGCAAAUCACCACUAAGCCUCGCCGCCUCCCUCGGGUACAAGGAUAUGGUAAACCUUCUACUAGAGUAUGGUAGGGAGGAGCUGAGGAAGCCUUACAUCUUGGAAAGGGCAUCUCGCGCAGCGAUGAAGCAAGGCCACCGAGAGAUUGCUUUGAUGCUCGCAGAAAAAGCACGUUCUUUCGACUCAUCCAAAGAGAGCCCGCCACCAGGAGACCCGCCACCACCGGGAGAUCACCGAAGCAUACAAAAAUUGGCCCUGUCUAGCGACACUGAUUCAAUCACAGAAGGCGAUUUCUUUAUUCCCGUCUCUCCAGUUCCAGGCGAGACGACGAUUAAUGGUGAUGGGUAG